CAGACCCUCAUCACUGCCUAUUGCUGCCUGGGAUACUCAACACCUGCGUGACCCGUGUGACAACCGAGCAGCAGCGCGACCCUCUCAGCUGUCCAGAAAAUUUAAACAAACGAAAAAAAAUGGUGGUGACUCUCAAACCCUGGAGUGCCAUGGUAGCCUUGGUCAUCUGUGUGCUGGUAUGCCUGGGCACUUUUGUCGAUGCCUACCCUCCUAAACCAGAGAAUCCUGGAGAAGACGCGCCCCCCGAGGAGCUGGCGAAAUAUUACUCUGCACUCAGACAUUACAUCAACCUCAUCACCAGACAGAGAUAUGGUAAGAGGUCCAGUCCUGAGACUGUGCUGUCGGAUCUGCUGUUCGGUGAUAAUUCUGAGCGCAGCACCCGAACAAGAUUUGAUGACUCCUACAUGUGGUGAUUCCUUACCUUCUCUCCAACUCUGGUGUCAUGCCCACCACUGGGAGCCUGGCGCAUCGAAGAGCCCCUCAGCAGGAGCGUGACGGCCGCACUCAGACAUUUCCUAAUUGUGUUCAGACCUUCGCAGCAUGCAGUUCUCCUCCCUCCCUCUCUCUCUCUCUUUCUCUCUCGGCUUUCAUUCUGCCCUUUCUCUUUUAUCCCCUCCAUCACUUUUUGGUUUAAUUUGGCGUGUACCUAUAGAGGGACAAUUGUACAUAAUUUAUUAUGAGAAAUGACAUUGGAAAAAAAAAAUAUAUAUAAGAAGACAAAAGCACUAUUAAAAAAAGAGAUUCUUUUGUUUGUAUUGUAAAAAUGCUUAUGUGAGAAUAAAGU
Messenger RNA from Polypterus senegalus (gray bichir), 784 nucleotides. RefSeq names its product peptide YY-like. Gene Ontology annotation, cellular component: extracellular region. The record is from RefSeq and is a predicted model, not a curated record. The transcript has 4 exons. Lineage: Eukaryota; Metazoa; Chordata; Cladistia; Polypteriformes; Polypteridae. Gene Ontology annotation, molecular function: neuropeptide Y receptor binding; neuropeptide hormone activity. Bases 120 to 413 code for a protein of 97 amino acids. Gene Ontology annotation, biological process: feeding behavior; neuropeptide signaling pathway.